UGCCCCCAACGGCACCGCCCACACAACUGCCCCAAGAAUGGUCAAUGCACGGCGUGCCAGCGGGCACGUGGCCCAGGCAGCGCGCAGGUGCAGAAGAAGGGGAGUUCCACAGCAUCAAAAGGCCUGCAGAACAGAUGGUUCAAGCGACAAAGGCAGCUGCAGGCACGGCAUAAGCACCCACCCUGGCUACAAUCAAGGGGAGGAGCCAUCAGGCCAGACAGCGCGUUUCCUGCCCGUUGCUGGGGUUGCCACCAGGAAAGGAAAAAGGCAGAGAAAUCCACAUGCGAGCAGUGCGAGAAAAGCAAGAGGAAAGGACUUUGGUUUCCCUUUGAAGCUGGAGAGCGGCAGCCCUCUUCAGUUUCUGCCAGGCCUUCUUCCCUGCUUCCUUCCCAGGUGGACAACUGCCAGGGAGGGAACCGCUGCGCUCGCCGGAGGCCUGAAUGGAGGCAAGCCAGGGGCCUCUGCAACUAGGCCAUGGAGGCAUGUGGCCGAAGGAGGCAGGCUCCCCCCAGCUGUAAAAGCACCCCAAGAAGCACCAAAACACGCGGCGACUUUCAACAGCCCUUGGUUUGUUUCUUGGCUUUUCUGCAAGGAACUCAGAGUGGAGUAUCCAGUUCUUGGUACCUGCAUCUGCACUGUAUCCUCACAACAACCUUGUGAGCAUCCGUUUUGGAAGCAGAAGGAGAGGCGAAAAUUCUGCCGUUGCGCCAUCCUCACAACCGCAGAACAACCCCGAACCUUUUGCCAUUGCUACCAUGGCCCCGGACUGCAGGAGUGGGCAGAUGAGUGAUGAAUUGUGCACUAACCAGCAUUUUACCAUCAUGACAAGUAAAGUCUGUCCAGUAAUUGUUUCUAGGUCUCCAGAAGCACAAUUCAGUCCUGAUUUGGUCAGGGCUCAUUCCCAAUCUGCGAUAUUUUUGUUAGGGUUUUGUUUAUGAACUAUAGAAUGCUAUGGAAACUUAGACCUUUCUCCAUGGGGCGUUUGUGGUACAGAGGGAAGAGUAGUGGAGUGGGGAACUGGGAGGUCUGGGUUCGAAUCUGUCCUUGGUUGUGAGGUUCAGUGGGUGACACGGGGCCAGUAACAUGAAGCAAAUUUAAUCGGUCUAUGUUUCAUUUCUGGAGUCUUAUAUAAUGUGUAUUUUAUUGAUUGUUUUAUUAUUCUUAUUUUGCUUUGUUUUAUCUAAUAUUAGUAGUCUACUUAUGGAUGUUAUUGUUAUUAGUCUUUUGUAAUUGUGAGUUGUUGUGUUGUGUACUGUUUAUUAGGCUGUUCAUGGAUUUUAUCCUGGUGUCAGCUGUCCAGAGAGCUGAUGGCUAGUGGGACAGCAUAUAAAAUGAAUAAAUACAUAAAUGGCACACCCAUUCUCUUAUCAGCAGCAACAGAUGCUGCGAAACAGGUUCAUUUGUUCGGAGGCCUCGUUCAGUGUGUUGGGGCUCAGAGCACACCUUCACUUUGAACCCACUGUUUUGGGGAAGGUCACUUCCCUUCUGCCGCAUCUCCAGGCCGGAAGAAUUCCCAA
Messenger RNA from Varanus komodoensis (Komodo dragon), 1517 nucleotides. RefSeq lists its product as uncharacterized. Bases 38 to 790 code for a protein of 250 amino acids. Lineage: Eukaryota; Metazoa; Chordata; Lepidosauria; Squamata; Varanidae. The record is from RefSeq and is a predicted model, not a curated record. The transcript is spliced from 4 exons.